Molecule: messenger RNA, 823 nt
Organism: Diachasma alloeum
Lineage: Eukaryota; Metazoa; Arthropoda; Insecta; Hymenoptera; Braconidae
Gene: Prosbeta4
Product: proteasome subunit beta type-2
Exons: 3
Coding region: 87-710 (207 amino acids)
Biological process (GO): proteasomal protein catabolic process
Cellular component (GO): proteasome core complex
Source: RefSeq, a predicted model, not a curated record
UUUAAUGACAGGCGGUUUUCAGAGACUGCAGGGUUAGGUGAACGUGAACGCAUUUGUCUCCUCAAGAAAUCCGGAAUCUAAUAAAAAUGGAGUGUCUGAUUGGAAUCCAGUUCAGGGAUUUUGUUCUCGUUGCUGCUGACAUGACGAUUGCACAGUCAAUAAUGGUCAUGAAAACGGACGAGCACAAGAUCCACAAGAUCUCGGAGAAGCUGGUGAUGGCAGUGUCUGGAGAGCAAGGAGACGCAACCCAGUUCUCAGAGUUCAUUGGGAAGAAUAUCCAGUUGUACAAAAUGAGGAAUGGCUAUGAGCUGUCGCCCAAGGCAGCUGCAACCUUCACGAGGAGAAAGUUGGCGGACUAUCUCAGGUCCAGAACACCUUAUCACGUUAAUUUGCUGAUGGCUGGGUACGAUGAUGAGACUGGCCCUGAGCUAUUCUUCAUUGAUUACUUGGCUUCGUGUGUCAAGGCACCUUAUGCUUGCCACGGCUAUGGAGGGUUCUUCUCGCUUACUAUUCUGGAUAGAUAUCAUCGACUUGAUAUGAAUGAGGAACAGGCCUACGAACUCUUGAAGAAAUGCGUAGCAGAGGUCCACAAACGUCUAAUCGUCAACCUCCCCAACUUCAAAGUCCAGAAGAUCACAAAAGACGGUAUCAUCGACUUGCCCCCAGUAACGGCCCAGGAGUUGGCUGUCGAACGUGCCGCAAGAGCAUAAGUCCCCCCAUUACAUUUCCUCCUGUUAAUGCUUCUGGAUUUCGUAAUUAUUACCUAAACCUUAUGAAUUUUCAAUAAACAAUUUUUGGAAUAACAAAUAAAACUCGUGCAUAA